This is a messenger RNA of Brassica oleracea var. oleracea, 696 nucleotides long. RefSeq names its product F-box/FBD/LRR-repeat protein At1g51370-like. NCBI's taxonomy places the organism in Eukaryota, Viridiplantae, Streptophyta, Magnoliopsida, Brassicales, Brassicaceae. The transcript has a single exon. Gene Ontology annotation, molecular function: protein binding. The record is from RefSeq and is a predicted model, not a curated record. Bases 1 to 696 code for a protein of 231 amino acids.
AUGGUGGUCAUAAAGAGUUUGACAGGAUCUCAAGAAGAUAGGAUAAUCAUAAGCCAAUUACUGGAUGCUUUGAUAUGUGACAUACUUUGUCAUAUUUCAACUAAGGAUGCUGUCAAAACAAGUGUUCUGUCCAAGAGAUGGAAAAAUAUUUGGCAACAGGUUCCUGGAUUGGACUUAAACUCCGAAGAAUUCGAGAAUCUCAGUGGGUUUUUUAGUUUUGCUAACAGUUUUUUUGAUCUCCAGAGGGGGUCAUUGAUACGGAAACUCAGUUUACAUAUCUCUGGAUGGGGUCAUGAUGGUUAUCCCUCUUUUCCUAACCCAUGGAUUGAUGACUCUCCGACCAUGCGCAAUAUUCAGCAUCUUGAUAUUCGUACUACUGCACUUUCAAGUAUUACGGUGCUACCACUGAGCAUCUAUACUUGUAAGACACUUGUGCACUUACGACUCCGUUGGGUCACCUUAGUUAAAACUGAGUUUGUUUCCUUGCCUUGUCUUAAGAUCCUCCACUUAGAACAAGUUAUGUAUCUCAAUAAGGCCAAUUUGGAGAAACUUAUCUCAGGCUCUCUACUCUUGGUUGAUUUAACGCUCAUAUCCUUAUCAUCGCCUAAAGAUGAUCAAAAGGUUUGGGAUCUUCUUCUUCUUCUUUUCAUUGGCAUUUGUUUUUAUAUAAUGAUCUCCACAAAGACCUUGAAGUAA